AAAACUGUGCUUGUAUGGGAGAGCUUUAAUCUACCUACGCCAACACAGUGUUCUGUGUUCUCUGUGUUCCCGUUUUGUGUGGCCUACAGACCUAAUUUUUUCGCGUGCGUUGUGCGCGGCUCCGCGGAUAGUUUUCCCCAAAAAAUAAAACUACUGAUCCAGGCAUCCAGACAAUAAACAAAUGCCUAGCGCAUAGACAGAUAAUAGAGGCGAGCGGAAAGUGAGAGUAAACACAAGCCAAAAAAAAAAAAGACAAGAACACUCGCCAAUUACUGGGUGUGUGUGUGUGUGUAUAUAUAUUUUAUAUUUCCGAUGCGUCCGUAACGGGAGUAUGUUUCUUCGCCCUUCCGUUUUCCUCCUCACCCACCCGCGUCACGGUCGCCGUCUCCGUCGUCGUCGUCGUUCGCUAAUUUAAAUGUGCAAUUUUUAUGAAAUUAUCACAAAAAACAACUAGCUAGUGGUACGGGGGAGCGAGAGAGAUAGCGUUGUGUCAUAGAAUUGGAGCAGAAACAGCGCUCUAAAUUAGCAGCCCCCACCCCCUAUCCCUCUCGAAAGGAACAACAACAACACAAAUCCCCAGCAGAACCCCCCGAACGCAUACAUACAAGUGCGCCAAGUGUUUAAAUGUGUGUGUGUAGUAGGAAUUGCAAUUUAUAGUUGUUGUUUUCGGUGUGGCGGAGGAGAGCUUUUCGCUUGUUGCGCGCGUGCGACGACGAUUGUGCAAGAAGUAGUUCUUUUUUCAUUCUAUCCCCCCCUACAAUUUGCAACCUAAAAUAUAUAGAGGAAAUAGAAACAACAAUCGGUUAUCGCAAAAGAGCGAAAAACAAAAAAAAAUAGAAAAGGAAACAACAAACCAAAAAAUUCGCAAAUGCGUUCGGCGUCGCGUGUGUGUGUGUGUGCGUGUGCGAGGGGGGCGACAAAAAUAUGCUGAAAAAGCUCUCGCCGCAGCUGCUGGAACAGGCGGAAACUGUUGCUGCAAUCCGUGUGGGGGGAGAAGGCGGAUGCCAAAGGGAGAAUACAGAGAGCCCGAGAGCGACACUGGGCCUGGUGGAGAGAGCCUGGUGAGAAGAGAAGAAGAAACGAUCAGCGAAAUGAAUCACACGCAAGUUUUGUUUUGCGAAUUAUAAAUUCGCGUUCUCCUUCUUACCCCAAAUGCGAAUUCCCAUCGCGAAGCAUCGCACAAAACAAAAUAGAGAGAAAUAAAAGUGCGGAAAUCCAAAAGCAACACCACCAUCACCACCGCCAACAACAACAACAACAAAACAGUCAAAAGCAUAAUAAUAGAACUUUUGCUUUCGGUUCCAACUGGUUUUUUGUAUACAUAAAAAAAAGGGAGAGCGCACACAGAGAGAGCGCGCGAGAGAGAGUGGCGGCAGCUUCCAGCUCUUCUUCUUCCGAUCUGCGUCUUGGAAUUCAUGGAAAUCCGGGGGCGCAUGCGCAGAACAACAAUAACCACAAGGAACAGGCCAGAAGAGCAGAAAGCGAGAGCCGUAAGCUGCAUGAAAGGACUGUAGAACACGAAGCAAUUAAAAAAAAAAAAAAUUAGUAACUAAUACUAUCGCUACCUGCCAUCACCGACAAACAAAUAAUUCACAUCACAACGAAUCGUACAAACAUUUUGAAUUAAAAACUACAAAUUAAUCGAUUUAACUACAAAAUGGAGACCUUCAACGUACCUAUGCUGGCCGAGAGCAGCAGCACCACCACCACCACCAACUAUGCCACAGAUGCCAGCGGCACUCACCUCCACCUGCAACAUCAUCAGCAGGAGGUGCAACAGCAUCUUCUCAUGCCACACCAUCACAAGGAUCAAAUGCUGGCCGCUGGCAGCUCUCCCAUGCUGCCCUUCUACUCCGAGCUGCAACUGCAACAAAAGGAUGCACCGUCGGUGGGUGCAACACCAACAACAGGCAACACUGUUGUAACUGCAGCAAGUGCAGCAUCUGUGGCAAGUGCCCCAACCGAUAACUUCAGCUCCCUGCCGACCAUCGAUGCCAGCCAGUUGGAUGGUGGCAUCUCCCUCAGUGGCCUCUGCGACAGAUUCUUUGUUGGGAGUCCCAAUCCGCAUAGCAACAGUAACACUAUGACCUUGAUAACCGCGGCCAACAACAACAAUAGCAGCGCCAACAAAAACAACAAUAACAAUAACAAUAAUAAUAAUAAUAUAGUGGAGGCUAAGGCAGUGACAGGAUCGUCGGGUAAUUCGGUGAUAAUCGAAUCGGUGACGAUGCCGUCCUUUGCCAAUAUUCUAUUUUCGCAUCCCAGUGGCGCCACCACCACAGAUUGCAUAGAUCCGGCUCUGUUGCAGAAGAAUCCCCAGGAGAGUUCCAUUGUGGAGUAUCAUCAGUUGAAGCCCCUGGAGGCUAACUCCUCCACAUCCGUUGCCGUUUCUGUUUCCACCAGCAACUUCCUGUCCUCCAGCACUGCUCAGCUGCUGGACUUUGAGGUGCAGGUCGGCAAGGACGAUAGUCGCAUCAGCACCACCACCAGGGUGGGUGGAGGAGGAGGAGCAGGGGGAGGGGGAACAACCCCAUCUGCCCCAGCAACGCCAACAACCACCAACAACAACAACAACACUGCCAAUCCCACAAGGAGCUCCUUGCACAGCAUCGAGGAGUUGGCUGCCAGUUCUUGUGCCCCAAAAACCACAUCACCCAAUAGGAAUAGUUCCACAACUACACCACAACAACAACAGCAACAACAUCACAUGCAAAGCGGCAACCACAGUGGCUCCAAUCUCAGCACAGAUGACGAGUCCAUGUCCGAGGAUGAGUUCGGUCUGGAGAUCGACGAUCAAGGAGGCUACCAGGACACCACCUCCUCCCACUCCCAGCAGAGCGGGGGCGGUGGCGCGGGGGGCGGCAACCUUCUCAACGGCAGCUCCGGCGGCAGUUCUGUCGGCGGCGGCUAUGUCCUCCUCCCCCAGGCGGCCAGCUCCAGUGGCAAUAAUGGCGGCAAUGGCGUCCACAUGUCCUCCGGCUCCAUCGGCAACAACUCUGUCGGCAAUAACGUUGGCCCCGGAGGCGUGGCCGGGCCGGGCAAUGUGAUGGGCGGCACUAGUGCCGCUCCAGGACAUGCCGGCGAUGUGAUCGACUUCAAGCAUCUGUUCGAGGAACUGUGCCCCGUGUGCGGGGAUAAGGUGAGCGGCUAUCACUACGGCCUGCUCACCUGCGAGUCCUGCAAGGGCUUCUUCAAGCGCACCGUGCAGAACAAGAAGGUCUACACCUGCGUGGCGGAGCGGUCGUGCCACAUCGACAAGACGCAGCGCAAAAGGUGUCCCUACUGCCGCUUCCAGAAGUGCCUCGAGGUCGGCAUGAAGUUGGAGGCUGUCCGAGCGGAUCGCAUGCGGGGUGGACGCAACAAGUUCGGACCCAUGUACAAGCGGGAUAGGGCGCGGAAGUUGCAGGUGAUGCGGCAGCGGCAGUUGGCGCUGCAGGCGCUGCGGAACUCCAUGGGCCCGGACAUCAAGCCAACACCGAUCUCGACGGGCUACCAGCAAGCAUAUCCAAAUAUGAACAUUAAGCAGGAAAUUCAAAUACCUCAGGUAUCCUCACUCACCCAAUCGCCGGACUCGUCGCCCAGCCCCAUUGCGAUUGCGUUGGGUCAGGUGAAUGCCAGUACGGGCGGUGUGAUAGCCACGGCCAUGAACGCCGGUAACGGCAGUGGUAGUGGCGUCAGCGGGGGCCUCAACGGUCCCAGUUCCUUGGGUAAUGGCAAUAGCAGCAACGGCAGCAACAGCAACGGCAACAACAACGGCGGCAGUGCGGGCGGCAACAAUGCGUCCGGCGUCGGUGGAGGUGGCGGCAAUAAUGCGGGCGGCGGCGGUGGCGGCAACUCGGGUUCCGCCGAUGGCCUGCAUCGCAACGGCAACAGCAAUUGCCACGAGGCUGGAAUAGGAUCUCUGCAGAAUACGGCCGACACGAAACCGUGCUUUGAUUCCGGCACCCAUCCAUCGAGCACAGCCGACGCGCUUAUCGAGCCAUUAAGAGUCUCACCGAUGAUUCGUGAAUUUGUGCAAUCGAUCGACGAUCGGGAAUGGCAGACGCAACUGUUCGCGCUGCUGCAGAAGCAAACCUACAACCAGGUGGAGGUGGAUCUCUUCGAGCUGAUGUGCAAAGUGCUCGACCAGAACUUGUUCUCGCAAGUGGACUGGGCACGCAACACAGUCUUCUUCAAGGACCUCAAGGUCGAUGACCAAAUGAAGCUGCUGCAGCACUCAUGGUCGGAUAUGCUGGUCCUGGAUCACCUGCACCAUCGCAUCCACAACGGCCUGCCGGAUGAGACGCAGCUGAACAAUGGCCAGGUCUUCAAUCUUCUGAGCCUGGGAUUGUUGGGAGUUCCCCAGCUGGCCGAUUACUUCAACGAGCUGCAGAACAAGCUGCAAGACCUGAAGUUCGAUAUGGGCGACUAUGUCUGCAUGAAAUUCCUAAUCCUCUUGAAUCCAGAUGUGCGGGGUAUUGUUAACCGGAAGACCGUCUCCGAUGGACAUGAUAAUGUCCAGGCUGCUAUGCUGGAUUACACCCUCACAUGUUAUCCGUCAGUUACUGAAAAAUUCCGUAGGCUAGUUAAUAUCCUACCAGAAAUCCAUGCCAUGGCCGCCCGAGGCGAGGAGCACCUGUACACCAAGCACGUCGCCGGCAGUGCACCCACCCAGACCCUGCUCAUGGAGAUGCUGCACGCCAAGCGCAAGGUGUAGAAUCCGGCGGAAGACGGAGAAAUGGAAUACUUAAUCAUUUAUGAAGUGUAAAUAACAGGGGCGAGAGCAGGAUGCCCUCCAGAAUAGGGAGCAGCCAGAGUAUGGAAGUUGAAAUGCUAUGCGAACGGAGGAGGAUAAAAUUCUAUAUAAUUUAUAUGGAAAUGCAUCAUCACUACUACCACCAACACCACCAACUAUCACACCUAUCUACACACAAAGAAACACACACCACACACCACACUACACACACAACACACACACAUUUGUUGAAACAAUGUUAAUUAUUAUUACGUUUACGGCUAGGUCUAGUUUAUGUUUAACUAAUGUUUAAUUAAUUUGUCUUAAAUUAAUUCGUGUUUUAUUUGUAGUCCCUGAUAAAGCAAUUUUUAAAACACAUUGAACCUAAACGAGAAUAUAAAUGUAGGCGUAUGAUAUGAAUAAUUCUAUAAAUAAUAUGGAUGUCAAGGAGGAACCCAACUUUCUUUAGGUGUUACAACAAACAAAACAAACAAACAAAAAAAACAAAAGAAGCAUAAGAAAUUUUAUUUUUAUAUACCUAUAUACGAUACUUAUGGAUACAAAUCUAUAUAUGUUUUUAUGUAAAUUGGCGUAAUUUUAAAGCGUCCUACAACUUUUUAACUAGUAUUUGGUUUAAACUAUAGUUUUUCUUUCAAAUUUAUAUUUCGUUUCAACUUGUAGAUCGAUUCUUGUAAUUUUUGCGCCAAGUGUCUUGCAUAGUAUUUGCGUCAAAUCUAACGACAAAAAGGAUAAAUAAAUAAAAUUUACAAAGCAAACAAACAAAAAAAACAAAAAACAAUUAAGAAAAUCCAUACAAAGAAAUAAAAACAAAGCAAAUUUAGGUGUUCAUGGUAUGAAUGUAUAUGUAUAUUAAUUGUAACUUGUAAUUUCAUUUUAAGUCUAAGAAAACAAUGCAAACAACUACCUACAAAACGAUGAAGAUGAGCAAGAAAUUAUAUAUUAAUAACGAUCAUGUUUAAAACUAUAUAGUAAAUAUACUUACACAUAUAUUUAAAAUUAGCAGCAAGUUUCAAAUGUUUGUAAAUUUCAAGAAAAAUGUAAUUGUUUCAGUGUCAGCAACCCGAAUGUGUAAAGCUUGUAUUUCAAAUACAUAAUAUAUUUUGUGCAAAGCAAAUUAUAAAUCAGAUUAAAGGUAAAUUAAAAAACAGAUUCAAAACAAAAACAAACUCUAUAAAUGUUAGAAACUAAAAGUAACAAAUGCUUAGUCAAGAAUUUUGGCAAUGAGAUGGAACAGAAUCGAAUUCAAUUCACUUAUAUUGUAAAAAAAAAUCAAAAAUCGAAAUAAACAAACCAAAUAAAAUAUAUAUUUAAAGAAACCGUAUUGUGGCAAACACUUUUAAUUCGAAUAUUAAGUUAGCACUCUAGACAUUUUUCUCAAAAACUCAGUUACUGUCUUAAUAUUUCUGUUUUAAAUUUAACGUCAACGUUCUUUUCUAUUCAUUGCCAUAAUUUUAUUUCUAGGCAUUGCGCUUAAACAAAAAGUACCUUAUAAAAUUAAACGAAAAUAAAAACUUCAAAUGCAGUAAACAGAACGAAAUUACCACACACAUUUCAAAUUUAUAGACAGAGCAGAGCCCCCCUGUAUAAAACAAAAGUCGUUAAAAGAUAUAUACUAUAUAUAUAAAAUCGGAGUGGAGCAGAAAAUAUUUCACAAUUGUUAUAGAAAGGCAGACGCAAAAUUGCAAAAAUGGAAAUGGAAAAAAAAAAUUUAAAGCACGACGACAUCUAUAUGUAUAGAUAGGUUUGCCUAGGUAUAUAUUAUAUAUUUAGGUUUCUAGUUGGUAUGUAUAACUUCUAUAUGUAUUAUAAAAUGUAAAAAAACAACAGUAAACAGAAAUAUGGGUAAAUAAUGUAAAAGUUGGCAAUGAAAGUUGGCAAGUUAGUUGAGGUUAGGUAUAGGAAAGUGGAUCAGUUAUAUUUAAAGAUAUACAAGUAAUGGAAAAAAUUGUUGACGUCUAACGUAACGCGGGCGGCAUGUUGUUGAAAACAAGUUAAUGAAAGCUGAGAAGAAGGGAUCGAUUUAACACAUUUAAAUAUAUUAUAUAUAAAUGUAUAUUCAGGCAUGAAUGGCGUUAGGUAUGUUUAUUGUAAAAUUGAUUACGAUGUGAACCUGUUAUUGCAAAUGAAAAGUGAUUUUAAAUAUUAAGAAAUUCUAUAUAUAUAUACUAUAAACCCAUAAAAAAAUAACAAAAAAAAGGAUCUAACAGUUAUAUAUACAUUAAAUGAUUAAUAUAAAUGCAAGCAACACACACACACACAUUUUAAGUUUGAAAAACUGUUUAAAAAAUGCAAAAAAAAAAAGAAGAAAAAAAAUCAUUUAACUAGAAACAAAACUACCUAAAACUACAACGCAUAUUUGAUCAAUUGAUUUAAUAUGCUUUAUUAUUAUGUUAACAUACAAUUUCAUCUCAGAGAUGUUUCAAACAUGCAACCAACCAACAACAAAAGCAAAGUGAAAUAAAAAGUAAUUAUAAAAACGA
This is a messenger RNA of Drosophila ananassae, 7215 nucleotides long. It is a transcript of the gene ftz-f1, whose product is annotated as nuclear hormone receptor FTZ-F1. The transcript is spliced from 10 exons. Bases 1658 to 4696 code for a protein of 1012 amino acids. Gene Ontology annotation, molecular function: nuclear receptor activity; zinc ion binding; RNA polymerase II cis-regulatory region sequence-specific DNA binding. Gene Ontology annotation, cellular component: RNA polymerase II transcription regulator complex. The record is from RefSeq and is a predicted model, not a curated record. Gene Ontology annotation, biological process: regulation of transcription by RNA polymerase II; hormone-mediated signaling pathway; tissue development. NCBI's taxonomy places the organism in Eukaryota, Metazoa, Arthropoda, Insecta, Diptera, Drosophilidae.